AUGUAUAAACCUCCGAGUGGCGACUUGGAAGGAGAAGUCGCCGAUGCAGAUAAUCUUAUCAUUUGCACCCCACAACGGGGAUCAGGAGCGGGGAUUGAUGUCGAAGGCACUCUGUUUCUGGAGCAGUUUGCUCUCUCUGGGACGCCGGUUACUGUGGGUGUUGAGCGAGGAUCAAGUUCUGGUGGUUCCCGGACUCCAUUGAUGACCCCAAACCAGGCAACAGACAUUGACAAUGCCCCAGAGUCAGAGGACGAGUGCUUUUCCUGGUUCACUCCAAAUGGGACACGCUACUGGUGCCCAGCUGCUCCGGAAAACAUAAAACCAAGAAUCGAGGCCGUGUUUCAGCAAUGGGAAGACGUCCCGGAGAUGUAUGACCUCUACGCAGGUCACUGUGGGUUUUCAACUAGGCUUGGGACAAUUAAGCGAAAGAAAGGAGUUAUCACGCACCGGUACAUUGUUUGUUCCAACCACGGGAAGCCGCAUAGCCAGAAUAGGGACUUCAAUAGCCUUGACGAGACAUCGCUGAAGAUAAGGCAGGCCACUUUCCGUGUGUGUGACUGUAAAGCUUGCAUACGUGUGAGGUUUGAUGAGUCAUCUGGUGUUUGGGUGUUGUAUCACUUUGAAGAGAACCAUAACCAUCCUAUGGUCCCAUCGCAUAACAGAGAUCUAACGAAAAAACGCCGGAAGCUUGAUUUUUUUACUAAAGAAUUCAUCCAUCGAGCAAGUCUUAGCAAGGUCGGACCGUCGAUGGCACAUAGGGACGCACAUUUGGUGAUCGAGAAGAUGAAAGAUCGGGUCAACCACCUGCCGAACUACACCUUUAAGUACAGCGUGGAAAACGGCGAAAUUCGACACAUGUUCUGGGCGGAUGAAAUUUCCAAGGUCAACUAUCAGGCUUUCGGCGACGUCCUCGCAUUCGACGCUACUUAUCAAACCAACAAGUACAAUCUGAUCUUCGUUCCGUUUACCGGGGUUGACAACAACAAGCGAUGCGUCACUUUUGGAGCGGGGCUAUUGUUUUGUGAGACAAUUGAGGCCUACACGUGGCUGUUAAGGGCUUUCCUCGACGCGCACAACAAGCAGCCCACCCUGGUGCUAACUGACCAAGACCCGGCCAUGCGGCAAGCAGUGACUGCUGUGUUUGAUCGUUCACUCCAUCGCCUGUGCAUGUGGCACAUCAUGAAGAAACUACCUGCGAAGAUUACAGGAGAGGUCGCGCAUAACACUGAAUUCAGGGCUGCCGUUCACAAACUGGUGUGGAACAUUUAUAUUAAACCGGUGACAUUCGAGAGGAGAUGGGGGAAGCUUCUAGAGAAGUAUGGGCUUGAAGGUCACGAGUGGCUGAGAGACAUGUACAACAUAAAGGAGAUGUGGGUCCCGGCAUACUUUAGAGAAAUCCCAAUGUCAUGUUUGAUGAAGACUACGUCCCGGCAGAGGGUUGGGGACUUCAAGGCGGAUGAUCGCGCACACGAGUUCAGAUCUGGUUUGGCGAUAGAGAAGCACUGCGCAUUAUUGUAUUCCCCGGCCAUAUUCAUCGAGGUCCGCAAAGAGAUCCUGAAGGGCCUUUUACACUGCUAUACUACCGGGGUCGAAGAAGUCGACGGGAGAAAGGUUUAUACUGUUACGCAUUUGGACAAGCGUUCCGAUGUCGUCAAUGAAUUCACGGUUAAAGUGGACCCAGUCGAGGACACUACAACAUGCUCAUGUAACCUUUGGUGCCGUAUUGGAUACCUUUGCAGGCAUAUAUUUUGCGUAUACCGGCAAACAAAGGUGGACGAAAUCCCGGCUAAGUAUGUGGUUAGUCGCUGGAGACGUCACGUGUUGCCGAAGUCGGUUUUCCGUGUAGAAUUCAGGUAUGGGGUAGACUUGUCUCCGGUUUCGUUGACCAGGAACACCCUAGUGGACUGCUUUUCUGAAGCGUUUGAGGCUGUGAUGGGCGACCGGGCAGCGAUGGAGGAUUUCGUUGAGAAAAUCAAAGGCUGGACAAAAGAAUUCAAUGAUGAUCGACGUGGUAAAAGAGUCGCCGAGGCAACAGAGUCACAGGUUAUGGCUGAUAUGCUAGGCGUGGUGGUGGAAGAUGAGGAGAGCACCCCCGUUUCCUGCUCCAAUCCUCAAGGCGUACGCAAUAAGGGAUGCGGGACAAACAAACGCAUGAUUGGGCCGGGUGAGAGGGCAGUCCAGAACCACCAAAAACCCCAGCGAUUAUGCAGAACAUGCAACCGAUUUGUAACCGGGCAUGACUCCCGCAACUGCCCAGAGAAACGCAAGACUGCAGAACCUUAG
Helianthus annuus (common sunflower) is the source of this 2283-nucleotide messenger RNA. Its product is annotated as protein FAR1-RELATED SEQUENCE 5-like. The transcript has 7 exons. Bases 1 to 2283 code for a protein of 760 amino acids. Lineage: Eukaryota; Viridiplantae; Streptophyta; Magnoliopsida; Asterales; Asteraceae. The record is from RefSeq and is a predicted model, not a curated record. Gene Ontology annotation, biological process: regulation of DNA-templated transcription. Gene Ontology annotation, molecular function: zinc ion binding.